This is a messenger RNA of Nerophis ophidion (straightnose pipefish), 3304 nucleotides long. It is a transcript of the gene ddx24, whose product is annotated as DEAD (Asp-Glu-Ala-Asp) box helicase 24. Gene Ontology annotation, cellular component: nucleolus. Lineage: Eukaryota; Metazoa; Chordata; Actinopteri; Syngnathiformes; Syngnathidae. Gene Ontology annotation, molecular function: RNA helicase activity; nucleic acid binding; ATP binding. Bases 278 to 2782 code for a protein of 834 amino acids. The record is from RefSeq and is a predicted model, not a curated record. The transcript has 8 exons.
UUCUUCAAAUCACGUGACUUGCAAUGGCGGCCCCUCGUGUUGUAUGCGGCUGUUGUCAAAACUGAUAACAAUUUAAUUCCUAUUGCAACUGAACGCAUUUCUUAAAGGUAAAUUUGCUAAUUAUAGUCGUUUCAUCUGUUAAGAUUGAGACGAGCAAAUACAUGUGCGAAGAAGCUAUUUUUUAGUGAGAGAAUUGCUACCACACGUUGCUAGCUAAACACGGAAGGAUUUGGUUAGCUGAACUUUAUGCCUCGUUUUAAAACAAAAUUGUCUAGAAAUGAAGACAAAGAACACGGAAAGGAAGCAAAAGGGUUUCCCCCCGGCAAAGUCUCGGAAACGGAGCAUUCAAAUUAAUGGUCAAUGGAAGGCGAUCGAGUUAGAGGCCGGGCUUUUCUCCGAGGACGACCUGAAGGGUCUGGUUUGUUUCGAGGAGCUGAGCAGUUAUAGUCUAGUGAACUCCGAAAGCGCUCCAGCAAAUGCACAGGACGGCUACAUACGAGGUAAGAAAAAAGCCAAGAAAAGAAAGUCGACUGCAGUCGAGAAGGGAGAUGUGGACAGCAAGCAGUCCGAAAAGACAUCUGUACCAGCAAAAAAGAAGAAGAAAACUACUGCAAAUGACUUAACCCAAGAUGAGAUCAUCACGGUGGAAGUGACACAGAUGGAUGCUGGUGAAAAACAGGGCCCUUUCAACACACAACAACCAAAACUGAAGAAAAAGACUCAAGGAGAGAAGAACAAGAAUCAGAAUGGUGCUGGAAGGGGCACACAAGAAAAAAACCACACCGACAAAUCAAGCCAAGGUGUAGCAAUAAAGCCUAAAAAGCAGUUCAAAAACUGGUCAAAUGCUGCACUUUCUGGUUUGCAUGUGGAAAACACAGACAUGAGUGCAUGGAAAGACCUCUUUGUUCCCCAAGUUGUGCUGAAGGCCCUCAGCAGCCUCGGUUUCACCUCACCGACCCCAAUUCAAGCCUUGACGCUGCCUUCCGCCAUCAGAGACCGAAUGGAUAUACUAGGAGCCGCUGAGACGGGAAGUGGCAAAACGUUAGCCUUUGGAAUUCCCAUGAUCCACAACAUCCUGGAGUGGAAGAACAGCUUUAGAAAACCUGCAGACGAACACAUUGAGCCAAACAGUCUAGAGCCCCCUAAAGCCAAUGAAGGGAGUUCUGAAGAGUUACCUGUGCAGGACCAAAAUGAAGGAAGUCUCACGGAGCAGGAUGAACCUGCCGAGGAAGAUACCAUUGUCGAUGAGCACAGUGACGAAGAUGGGAGGCUGGGAUGCGUAAAGGUCAUUGAAGAUGUGGUGUUAGAUUUUGAAGGCAACGCUGCUGAAGCAGGUGACAAAAACGGUGCUGAUGGUCAGGGUCGGCCUCUGCUCGGGCUUGUCCUCACCCCCACCAGGGAGUUGGCAGUCCAAGUGAAACACCACAUUGAUGCUGUGGCAAAGUUCACUGACAUCAAGACAGCCAUUCUAGUGGGUGGAAUGGCACAACCAAAGCAGCGAAAGAUAUUGAAUCUUAAGCCGGAAAUCGUCAUCGCCACUCCAGGUCGCCUGUGGGACAUGGUCAAGGAGAGACAUCCGCAUCUUCUCAACCUCGGGCAGCUCAGGAACCUGGUGAUUGACGAAGCAGACCGCAUGGUAGAACGAGGUCACUUUCAAGAGUUAGAGUCUCUCCUCGAGAUGCUCAACACAACUAACUUUAAUCCCAAAAGGCAAAACUUUGUGUUCUCUGCCACGCUGACCAUGGCUCACAGCCUUCCUCCACGCCUGCUGCAGAAGAAGAAGGUGCAGCAGACGGACAAGGUUGCCCUCCUCAUGGAGAAAGUUGGGAUCAAGUCCAAGCCCAAAGUGAUUGACCUCUCCAGGAAGCAGGCCACUGUGCAGACCUUGACUGAGGCCCAGAUCCACUGCCAAAAAGAGGAGAAGGACUUCUUCCUCUACUAUUUCUUGUUGCAGUAUCCCGGUCGCACCAUGGUCUUCUCCAACAGCAUCGAUUGCAUCAAGCGGCUCACCUCGCUGCUGGUCAUCUUGGACUGCACGCCGCUGCCGCUGCACGCCAACAUGCACCAGAAGCAGCGCCUGAAAAACCUGGAAAGGUUUGCUGAGAGAGAGAAUUGUGUUUUACUGACGACUGAUGUGGCGGCAAGAGGACUGGAUAUUCCCGAUGUCCAACAUGUCAUUCAUUACCAGGUUCCCCGCACUUCUGAGACAUAUGUCCAUCGCAGCGGCAGAACGGCGAGAGCUACAAAGGAGGGUCUGAGUUUACUCCUCAUUGGUCCAGAAGACCUAAUCAACUUCAGAAAAAUUUACAAGAACCUCUCCAAGGACGAGGAGUUUCCUGUUUUCCCCACAGAUAGCCACUGCAUGGAGGCCAUCAAAGAGCGUGUUGAAUUGGCCAGACAGAUAGAAAAGAUUGAGUUCUUCAACGGCAGGAAAAAGCACCACAAUUCCUGGCUAAAACAAGCAGCAGAGGCCAUGGACAUUGUCCUUGAUGAAGACCUCUUACUUGGAGGUAACGGCAGGGACGAGGAGGAUACCAGUGGGGAAAAGAAGAUGGUGAAAGGCAUGAAAAAACACCUGAAGCACCUCAUCUCACAGCCCGUGUUCAGGAGCGUGACAAAGACCAAGUACCCCACUCAGAUGGGACGCCUGUGCCUGGAUAAAGUGUCUGUCGUAGGGGAGAAAAGCGCCAUCUCAAGGGUUUCAGCUGAGCAGAAUAAGAAAAAAAAGAUUGGCGGUCCACCGCAGUGCAAAAAAAAGCAGCAGCAAAAAGAAAGGCAGUGAACACUUUAGUGGAUACAUAGAAUCAGGUUGAUAAAAAUUGGACAGCUUGUUGAUGGAAUCAAGUUACAUUGCAAUUUUAAUGAUAUUUUAAUUAAAGAAUGUCCUUUUUCUACAGUGAAUGCUGGCAGAUACUCUAACUUGGUUGUAAGGUCUCAAGACAAAACCAUUAGGUCCACUUUUCAGUACCGCUAUAACUAAUAUUUGUUCUAAGAGUCUUAGCGAUAAUCCGUCAUUGCUUUUACUUGUUAGCUCCACAUUCAAGCGGCGGUCAGUCACUUUUUGUGCGUGUCGCUACAGGCUUCUCUACAGACCUUAAAUAAAGCUUUGGAAGGAACUAUCUGGCAUCUACAGACGUGGGAGUUGCAAGUUUGAUCAUUUAGUUUUUCAACAAUUUAUCACCUUUUUCUAAAAAUGUGAGCACACUGUUAGCAAUGUAGCUCACUUUGCUAUGUAACUGUUAAUGUGUGUGAUAUCACACUUCUUAUUGUGACAUUUUGUGUGAUAAAUGACAUUGGACAUCGA